AUGGCUGAAAUGGAAGUUCAGACAGAUCUUUCUAAUGGAAAGCAGGAGACAGAUGCGAUUUUACAACCAGUGAACAACACAGAAAUCGGCAACGAGGUCAUUAUACCUCCGGAGAAAAAAGUUAAGAAAGUCGUUCGCAAGAAAAAACGACCUGCAAGGCCCCAAAUCGAUCCGCUGACUUUGAAAUCUGAGCCACCACCGCAAACUGGGACAAUAUUCAAUAUAUGGUACAAUAAAUGGUCAGGGGGUGACCGUGAAGAUAAAUAUUUAUCGCAGACAGCUGCUGUGGGACGCUGCAAUGUCAUAAACGAUACAGGAUAUACGAAAGCUGAUAAAGUGAACGGAAGUUAUUUCUGCCUUUUCUUUGCGCGUGGGGUCUGUCCCAAGGGUCAAGAGUGCGAGUAUUUACAUAGGUUACCUGGAAUCCAUGAUUUAUUUAAUCCUAAUGUAGAUGUAUUCGGGCGCGAUAAACAUUCCGAUUACCGAGAUGAUAUGGGAGGUGUGGGUAGUUUCAUGCGCCAAAACCGUACGAUAUAUGUUGGUCGAAUACAUGUAACUGAUGAUAUCGAAGAAGUUGUUGCUCGUCACUUUGCUGAGUGGGGCCAAGUUGAGCGGAUUCGGGUUUUAAAUACACGAGGUGUCGCAUUUAUCACUUAUUCUAAUGAAGCCAACGCUCAGUUUGCGAAAGAGGCAAUGGCUCACCAAUCAUUAGAUCAUAAUGAGAUUUUAAAUGUUCGAUGGGCAACUGCCGAUCCAAAUCCAAUGGCACAAAAGAGGGAAGUUCGGCGUAUAGAGGAACAGGCAGCUGAAGCUAUUCGAAGAGCUUUACCAGCCGAGUUUGUUGCGGAGAUUGAAGGUCGUGAUCCAGAAGCGCGAAAACGCAAAAGGAUUGAAGGAAGCUUUAAUCUUCCUGGUUACGAAGCUCCAGACGAUGUUUACUACGCAAGAGGUAGCAAUGUAGUCAACCCGGUUGGAAGAGAAGGCUUUGAGCUGGAAGAAGAACAAAAAUUUAUAGAUUUAGCCGACAGGAUGGAAAUGGAAGAACCUCAGCCACUCGCACAAGGCGAUGAGUUUUUCUCAGCAAAUAUGAUGGCAGCACUGAAAGACACCCGAAUCGUCGUAAUGGAACAGAAAAAACCUAUACCAGCAGGACCUCUAGUCGCGUACGAUAGUGAAAGCGAAUGA
This is a messenger RNA of Blumeria graminis f. sp. triticale, 1185 nucleotides long. NCBI's taxonomy places the organism in Eukaryota, Fungi, Ascomycota, Leotiomycetes, Helotiales, Erysiphaceae. The record is from the annotation of a GenBank genome assembly.